Messenger RNA from Beta vulgaris subsp. vulgaris (sugar beet), 372 nucleotides. RefSeq lists its product as uncharacterized. The record is from RefSeq and is a predicted model, not a curated record. NCBI's taxonomy places the organism in Eukaryota, Viridiplantae, Streptophyta, Magnoliopsida, Caryophyllales, Amaranthaceae. The transcript is spliced from 2 exons. The coding region runs from base 1 to 372 and encodes 123 amino acids.
AUGCCCUCUUAUGCAAAAUUUCUGAAAGACAUGCUCUCAAACAAGCGGAAGAUCGAGGAGAAUACAAUUGUCUCACUUACAGCAGAAUGUAGUACUAUAUUGCAGAAUAAGCUUCCUAAGAAGCUAGGAGAUCCGGGUAGCUACUCUAUUCCUAAGCUUCAAAUGGGUGAACCAAAACCCACACGCAUCUCCUUACAGUUAGCAGAUAAAACUGUAAAGUAUCCACUUGGUAUCCUUGAAGAUGUUCCUCUCCGUGUUGGGAAGUUUUUCAUUCCAUGUGACUUUGUAGUAAUGGAGAUGGAGGAAGAUGCGCAGGUCCCUAUCAUUCUUGGAGACCUUUCCUGGCCACUGCUGGAGCCAUCAUUGACAUGA